AUGCUUGCUACAUUCUUACUUUCACCCUCAUUUUGUUGUGCACGAAGGCCCACUUUAUCUCGUCGAGUAUGGUCAUCAACAUCAUCAUGUGUAACAAAAGGCCGCAAAAUCACUACUUCAUCUAAUGCUACUCCUUCUUCCACCACAACCACGACAACAACAACAACAACUUCUUCCUCGUCUUCUUCUUCUUCAGCUGCAACAACAACAACAACAACAUCUUCCACAACACCUGUAUCGCUCUUUUGGAGAAGACGUUCAUCGCAUGACGGUGACAAUGACACUGAUCAAGUGGAGCGUGGCAUGUCGAAUCUGCUCAUACAGAGUACACCUGCACAACGCCCGGGACUUUUGGUACGACGACCUGUAUCAUUUAAGCGAGCUGUUCGAGUGACUUUGACGAUGGUAUUGGAUGGAAGAGCGAUCCUUCAAUGUUUAUCGACAAGCAACCGUACGAUGAUGGAUGAUGACGAUGAGCUUGUGCAAACGAUUCAAAGAAUGGCUCGACAAUACCAAGAGCACAUGCAAAGGAUCACGGUGGUACUCACGCACUUGAGACGACACGACAAGGCGCUACGAGUGCAAAUCAUGCACAAGACCACAUUACAUUUGACCUUACCAGACUCGUUAUUUUUCCCGCAUUCACCUAGCAAAGCAAGAGCAUGUGUUUGGUUGCAAGAUCUCGGCAUUCAACCUGAUACCCCAGGCUUUGAGCUUCAUGAAGAGACUUAUACUUCCACUUGUUCAAAACAAGCCAACAAUCCAGCAUCCUCUGCCAUCAUCGGCCCUGGUUAUUUCAAAGAUAUCCAGCUCUUCCUUGAUCAAGUCGAUCAUCUUAUUGAACGCAACAUGGCUUUCUCCAAUGCAUCAUCAUCAGCAUCGCAGAAUAAUAGGAUACCAACUUCAUCAUAG
Lichtheimia ornata is the source of this 912-nucleotide messenger RNA. RefSeq lists its product as uncharacterized. The record is from RefSeq and is a predicted model, not a curated record. Lineage: Eukaryota; Fungi; Mucoromycota; Mucoromycetes; Mucorales; Lichtheimiaceae. Bases 1 to 912 code for a protein of 303 amino acids. The transcript has a single exon.